AUGGACGUUGACAACCAAGGCGUCGAACCCAUGGACCUUGCUCCGGAUUACAACAUUGCUCCUCAGAGUGUCAAUUAUAGUGUUAUUGAACGAAUUUACAAUCUGUACUCAGCCGACAACGGUCGCAGCGUCAGUCCUACAAGCUCAAUGGAGGUGGAGUCCAGCUGCAGCGACCACGAGGAAUCCAGCUUGUUGCCCGAAUUUGAUGAUCGCUUCCAUGCUGCCACGCCUGCUUCCAGCUGUUCAUCGUCAUAUCGAUCAGCCUCACCAUAUCCCCUGUUCACGACAUGGCUCCCAAGUAACUUAAAUAAACUGCCUCUUGAGCUCGUCUAUGAUCUUUUCGACGAAGUACUCAUUGGAAACACUUCCAGACUAACACACAAAGGCUUCCAUGGCCUCCUUAGACUCCGCCUAGCAAACAAACACACGAAGGCAAUGGUAAGUUCCUACAUGAGACGCGAAUCGGUAUUGAGAUAUUUCCGACAACAGCUUCAGGACUGGAAUGACAAUCGGUGUGUCAGAUGGUACCAAACUCAUUCCGAAGCUAAAGUUCGCUUGCUGAACUCCGCGAACACCCGCAACCCCGAUGGAGAAGGUGAUGUGAUCACAGAGGUAAUUGCCGACGACUGUCUCGAGUGCUAUGAAUCACUUUGCAAGCAUAUGCCCGGUCUAUCCCGGGCCUAUGCCGGAUGCAACGAGGACGGGUUGACAUUUAUCUCCCUUGCUGUACGCUCUAGUUCCUACCGCAUCUUCGAACAUCUUUUCGUGCAACGCGAUUUUUCAAUCUCUUAUGUUCUCUCAGCUAUCGCUCUCAUUUCUUCAGCCGACUGUCGCAGGCCAAGCUGUACAGGACUGGGCAUGCUGGCCUACCAACAAGAUCCAGAAUUCGCCGAAAAGGUCCUCAACCUCGUAGGGCCUCAUAUGAUGACCAUCCGAGAUGUAUUGCACGAUGACAGUGUACCCUUUCGCACAGCCUUGUUCUCUAGGGAGAAGGCUCUACUUUGCAAGUAUGUCACUGUCCCCACCGCAGAAUGGCUAACCAAGCUAGGAAUUCGGCUUUGGAAAACCCACGACGGCGACGAUUCUCCAUGGCACGCUGCAGUUCACAAUGGACCGGAAUUCCUUGAGUACUUGUAUAAGCACAACCCCAAGGGAAUCGCCUGUCGGAAUCGUGAUGGCGCCCUCCCUAUUCACCACUCAAUGUGGGUGAACCGUCUCGACUCUUUCAUAUGGUUCCUUUCAAAAGGCCAGGGAAUGACCGUCGACGAAUGGGGGGUGGACGAGACUGGCCUUAUUGCUGCAUAUCUUUCUUCACCUGAAAGUGAGAUUAUGCUCGAGGAGCUUCUUCCUUGUCCCGAACCCCAUGAGCAUAAUUUCUAUAUCACGGGGGUGUUUUUCCGAUCCAUUGCUAUGGGUCUCAGGGAUGAAGUUCGUACAAGGGCCGUUUCUUCGAAUAUGGGUUAUGGCGAGUUUCUAAAAUUUCGAGAAGAGCAUGAGCAGCGGGCUAUUCGUAAGUGCAUUGCCGUCUCCAAUGUCUUCUUCCACAUUGGGUAUUCGGUGGGCUACUACCUGGACAUGGGCAAGAAGGCACAUGGACAUGCUGUUGAUACGGCCAAACAGUGGCAUUUUGGAGAGCUGGAACGGGCCAUUAAAUGGUAUCAUGGCAUUAUUAAUUUAUGCGAGUAG
This is a messenger RNA of Penicillium argentinense, 1686 nucleotides long. RefSeq lists its product as uncharacterized. The transcript has a single exon. The record is from RefSeq and is a predicted model, not a curated record. NCBI's taxonomy places the organism in Eukaryota, Fungi, Ascomycota, Eurotiomycetes, Eurotiales, Aspergillaceae. The coding region runs from base 1 to 1686 and encodes 561 amino acids.